CCCCGUCCAGUUUGAGGACCGGCAGGCGUGCGGGCUGCUGGGUGGGAAGCUUGUCGGUCCUGGGCCCCCGGAGGAGGUGAGACCCAGCAGCCCCUGCCGCACCAUCUGAGCGCCUCGCCUGGGUGCUGCCUAGUGCCCCCGGGAGAGACAGGUUCUCCCGCCUCUGCCCCCACCAUGGAUCACUCCUCGUUCAGUGGCGCACCCCGCUUCCUAACCCGGCCCAAGGCCUUCGUGGUAUCGGUGGGCAAAGAUGCCACGCUAAGCUGCCAGAUCGUGGGCAACCCCACGCCGCAAGUGAGCUGGGAGAAAGACCGGCAGCUGGUGGAGGCGGGUGGUCGCUUCCGCUUGGCCCAGGACGGCGACCUGUACCGCCUGACCAUCCUGGACCUGGCGCUGGGCGACAGUGGGCAGUACGUGUGCCGUGCGCGCAACGCCAUCGGCGAGGCCUUCGCGGCGGUCGGCCUGCAGGUGGACGCCGACGCCGCGUGCGCCGAGCAGGCGCCUCACUUCCUGCUGCGGCCCACCUCCAUCCGCGUGCGCGAGGGCGCGGAGGCCACCUUCCGCUGCCGCGUGCGCGGCUCGCCGCCCAUGUCGGUGAGCUGGGCCAAGGACGGGCGGCGCCUGGGUGUGCUGGACGCCCCCCGAGUGCGAGUGGAGGAGAGCGGCGAGGCGAGCGCUCUGCGCAUCCGCGCCGCACAGCCGAGAGACAGCGGCACCUAUACCGUGCACGCGGAGAACCCGCUGGGCGCCGCCAGCGCCGCCGCCGGGCUGACGGUGGACGCGGAGGCAGAGGCAGCCAGCCCGCCGGGGGCCUCCACCGCCAUGCUCCUGGCCCACCUGCAGCGGCGGCGCGAGGCCAUGCGCGCGGGGGGCGCCCCGGCCUCACCGCCGAGCGCCGGCACGCGCACCUGCACGGUGACGGAGGGCAAACACGCGCGCCUCAGCUGCUUCGUGACGGGCGAGCCCAAGCCUGAGAUCGUGUGGAAGAAGGAUGGACAGCUGGUGGUGGAGGGCCGGCGGCACGUGGUGUACGAGGACGAGCAGGAGAACUUCGUGCUGAAGAUCCUCUUCUGCAAGCAGUCAGACUGUGGCCUCUACACCUGCACGGCGUCCAACCUCGUGGGCCAGACCUACAGCUCGGUGCUCGUCGUCGUGAGAGAGCCCACGCUGCCCUUCAGAAAGCGCCUGCAGGACCUGGAGGUACCGGAGAAGGCAUCAGCCGUGUUCCAGUGUGAGGUGCCGACGCCGGACAUGGAGUCUGCCUGGUACAAGGAGGAGACGCGGCUAUGGGCCAGCGCCAAGUACCUCAUCGAGGAGGCGGGCGCGGAGCGCCGGCUGACGGUGCUCAACGUGUCCUCUGACGACGACGCCGUGUACAUAUGCGAGACCGCAGAGGGCAGCCGCACGGUGGCCGAGCUGGCCGUGCAAGGCAACCUCCUUCGGAAGCUCCCGAGGAAGACAGCAGUGCGAGUGGGGGACACGGCCAUGUUCUGUGUGGAGCUGGCCAAGCCAGAGGGCCCCGUUCAGUGGCUGUGGAACCAGAAGGUGGUGGUGGCUGGGGGCCGGGUGGCCGUCACUGCUGAGGGCACGCACCACACGCUGACCAUCUCCCGGUGCAGCCUGGAGGAUGUGGGUGAGGUGGCCUUUGUGGCUGGGGACUGCCGGACGACUACCCAGUUUUGCGUGUCAGCCCCCAGGAGGCCACCCCUGCAUGCUCCUAAAGCCCCCGUGGUGAAGGCCCGGACAGAGAGCUCUGUGACUCUUGCCUGGUCCCCACCACCCCCCGGGGACCGCCCUGCUGCCAUCGAGGGCUACCUGGUGGAGAAGAAGAGACUGGGCGCCUACACCUGGAGCCGGUGCCAUGAAGAUGAGUGGGUGACCACGCCUGAGCUGACUGUGGCUGGCGUGGCCGAAGAGGGGGAAUUCCAGUUCAGGGUGUCAGCGGUGAACAGCUUUGGCCAGAGCCCCUACCUCGAGUUCCCAGGAACUGUACACCUGGCUCCCCAGCUGGCUGUGAAAACGCCUCUGAAGGCAGUGCAGGCAGUGGAAGGCGGCGAGGUGACCUUCUCCGUGGACCUCACCACGGCCUCAUCAGGGGAGUGGUUCCUGGACGGGCGGGUCCUCAAGGCCAGCAGCGUGUAUGUGAUACACCGGGAUGGCACCCGCCACACUCUCACCAUCCGCUCGGUGCCUGUCAGCCUGCACGGGGCGGAGCUCAAGUUCGUAGCUGACGGCAUCGAGAGCAGCAUCCGCAUGGAGGUCCGAGCGGCCCUGGAGCUGACGGCCAAGCGUCCGGCACCCGCGGCGGCGGCUCGGGAGGUGCUGGCCCGGCUGCACGAGGAGGCCCAGCUCCUGGCCGAGCUUUCGGACCAGGCGGCAGCCGUGACGUGGCUCAAGGACGGACACACGCUGUCUCCCGGCCCCAAGUAUGAGGUGCAGGCCUCAGCCGGGCAGCGAGCACUGCUCGUGCGGGACGUGAAGCGGGAAGACGCAGGCCUGUACGAGUGUGUCAGCCGCGGGGCCCGCAUUGCCUACCAGCUGUUGGUGCAAGAGUCCUCUGCAGUGUUUAUCAAGGGGCACCCAAUGCGUAAGGAGGUAAAGGCCGUGGCAGGAACCAGCGCCACGCUGAGCUGCGAGGUGGCCCAGGCCCAGACGGAAGUGACGUGGUACAAGGAUGGGAAGAAGCUGAGUCCGAGCUCGAAAGUGCAUGUGGAGGCCACGGGCUGCACCCGGCAGCUGGUGGUGCAGCAGGCGGGCAAGGCGGAUGCCGGGGAGUACAGCUGUGAGGCCGGGGGCCAGAAGGUCUCCUUCCACCUGGACGUCACAGAGCCCUCGGUGGUGUUUGCCAAGGAGCAGCCGGCACGCAGUGAGGUGCAGGCCGUGGCGGGAAGCAGCGCCACGCUGAGCUGCGAGGUGGCCCAGGCCCAGACGGAGGUGACGUGGUACAAGGACGGCAAGAAGCUGAGUCCGAGCUCGAAAGUGUGUGUGGAGGCCACGGGCCGUGGGCGGCGGCUGGUGGUGCAGCAGGCGGGCCAGGCAGACGCCGGGGAGUACAUCUGCGAGGCCGGGGGCCAGAAGGUCUCCUUCCACCUGGACGUCACAGAGCCCUCGGUGGUGUUUGCCAAGGAGCAGCCGGCACGCAGCCACGUGCAGGCCGUGGCGGGAAGCAGCGCCAUGCUGAGCUGCGAGGUGGCCCAGGCCCAGACGGAGGUGACGUGGUACAAGGACGGCAAGAAGCUGAGUCCAAGCUCGAAAGUGCGUGUGGAGGCCACGGGCCGCGGGCGGCGGCUGGUGGUGCAGCAGGCGGGCAAGGCGGACGCCGGGGAGUACAGCUGCGAGGCCGGGGGCCAGAAGGUCUCCUUCCACCUGGACGUCACAGAGCCCUCGGUGGUGUUUGCCAAGGAGCAGCCGGCACGCAGUGAGGUGCAGGCCGUGGCGGGAAGCAGCGCCAUGCUGAGCUGCGAGGUGGCCCAGGCCCAGACGGAGGUGACGUGGUACAAGGACGGCAAGAAGCUGAGUCCGAGCUCGAAAGUGCGUGUGGAGGCCACGGGCCGUGGGCGGCGGCUGGUGGUGCAGCAGGCGGGCAAGGCGGACGCCGGGGAGUACAGCUGCGAGGCCGGGGGCCAGAAGGUCUCCUUCCACCUGGACGUCACAGAGCCCUCCGUGGUGUUUGCCAAGGAGCAGCCGGCACGCAGUGAGGUGCAGGCCGUGGCGGGAACCAGCGCCACGCUGAGCUGCGAGGUGGCCCAGGCCCAGACGGAGGUGACGUGGUACAAGGACGGCAAGAAGCUGAGUCCGAGCUCGAAAGUGCGUGUGGAGGCCACGGGCCGCGGGCGGCGGCUGGUGGUGCAGCAGGCGGGCAAGGCGGACGCCGGGGAGUACAGCUGCGAGGCCGGGGGCCAGAAGGUCGCCUUCCACCUGGACGUCACAGAGCCCUCGGUGGUGUUUGCCAAGGAGCAGCCGGCACGCAGUGAGGUGCAGGCCGUGGCGGGAACCAGCGCCACGCUGAGCUGCGAGGUGGCCCAGGCCCAGACGGAGGUGACGUGGUACAAGGACGGCAAGAAGCUGAGUCCGAGCUCGAAAGUGCGUGUGGAGGCCACGGGCCGUGGGCGGCGGCUGGUGGUGCAGCAGGCGGGCAAGGCGGACGCCGGGGAGUACAGCUGCGAGGCCGGGGGCCAGAAGGUCUCCUUCCACCUGGACGUCACAGAGCCCUCGGUGGUGUUUGCCAAGGAGCAGCCGGCACGCAGUGAGGUGCAGGCCGUGGCAGGAACCAGUGCCACGCUGAGCUGCGAGGUGGCCCAGGCCCAGACGGAGGUGACGUGGUACAAGGACGGCAAGAAGCUGAGUUCAAGCUCGAAAGUGCAUGUGGAGGCCAAGGGCUGCACCCGGAAGCUGGUGGUGCAGCAGGCGGGCAAGGCGGACGCCGGGGAGUACAGCUGUGAGGCCGGGGGCCAGAAGGUCUCCUUCCACCUGGACAUCACAGAGCCCUCCGUGGUGUUUGCCAAGGAGCAGCCGGCAUGCAGUGAGGUGCAGGCCGUGGCGGGAAGCAGCGCCACGCUGAGCUGCGAGGUGGCCCAGGCCCAGACGGAGGUGACGUGGUACAAGGACGGCAAGAAGCUGAGUCCGAGCUCGAAAGUGCGUGUGGAGGCCACGGGCCGCGGGCGGCGGCUGGUGGUGCAGCAGGCAGGCAAGGCGGAUGCCGGGGAGUACAGCUGCGAGGCCGGGGGCCAGAAGGUCUCCUUCCACCUGGACGUCACAGAGCCCUCGGUGGUGUUUGCCAAGGAGCAGCUGGCACGCAGCGACGUGCAGGCCGUGGCGGGAAGCAGCGCCACGCUGAGCUGCGAGGUGGCCCAGGCCCAGACGGAGGUGACGUGGUACAAGGACGGCAAGAAGCUGAGUCCGAGCUCGAAAGUGCGUGUGGAGGCCACGGGCCGCGGGCGGCGGCUGGUGGUGCAGCAGGCGGGCAAGGCGGACGCCGGGGAGUACAGCUGCGAGGCCGGGGGCCAGAAGGUCUCCUUCCACCUGGACGUCACAGAGCCCUCGGUGGUGUUUGCCAAGGAGCAGCCGGCACGCAGCGACGUGCAGGCCGUGGCGGGAAGCAGCGCCACGCUGAGCUGCGAGGUGGCCCAGGCCCAGACGGAGGUGACGUGGUACAAGGACGGCAAGAAGCUGAGUCCGAGCUCGAAAGUGCGUGUGGAGGCCACGGGCCGUGGGCGGCGGCUGGUGCUGCAGCAGGCGGGCAAGGCGGACGCCGGGGAGUACAGCUGCGAGGCCGGGGGCCAGAAGGUCUCCUUCCACCUGGACGUCACAGAGCCCUCGGUGGUGUUUGCCAAGGAGCAGCCGGCACGCAGUGAGGUGCAGGCCGUGGCGGGAAGCAGCGCCACGCUGAGCUGCGAGGUGGCCCAGGCCCAGACGGAGGUGACGUGGUACAAGGACGGCAAGAAGCUGAGUCCGAGCUCGAAAGUGCGUGUGGAGGCCACGGGCCGUGGGCGGCGGCUGGUGCUGCAGCAGGCGGGCAAGGCGGACGCCGGGGAGUACAGCUGCGAGGCCGGGGGCCAGAAGGUCUCCUUCCACCUGGACGUCACAGAGCCCUCGGUGGUGUUUGCCAAGGAGCAGCCGGCACGCAGUGAAGUGCAGGCCGUGGCGGGAAGCAGCGCCACGCUGAGCUGCGAGGUGGCCCAGGCCCAGACGGAGGUGACGUGGUACAAGGACGGCAAGAAGCUGAGUCCGAGCUCGAAAGUGCGUGUGGAGGCCACGGGCCGUGGGCGGCGGCUGGUGGUGCAGCAGGCGGGCAAGGCGGAUGCCGGGGAGUACAGCUGCGAGGCCGGGGGCCAGAAGGUCUCCUUCCACCUGGACGUCACAGAGCCCUCGGUGGUGUUUGCCAAGGAGCAGCCGGCACGCAGUGACGUGCAGGCCGUGGCGGGAAGCAGCGCCACAUUGAGCUGCGAGGUGGCCCAGGCCCAGACGGAGGUGACGUGGUACAAGGACGGCAAGAAGCUGAGUCCGAGCUCAGAAGUGCAUGUGGAGGCCACGGGCCGCGGGCGGCGGCUGGUGGUGCAGCAGGCGGGCAAGGCGGACGCCGGGGAGUACAGCUGCGAGGCCGGGGGCCAGAAGGUCUCCUUCCACCUGGACGUCACAGAGCCUAUGGUGGCGUUUGCGAAGGAGCAGGCAGUGCGCAGUGAAGUGCAGGCCGUGGCGGGAAGCAGCGCCACGCUGAGCUGCGAGGUGGCCCAGGCCCAGACGGAGGUGACGUGGUACAAGGACGGCAAGAAGCUGAGUCCGAGCUCGAAAGUGCGUGUGGAGGCCACGGGCCGCGGGCGGCGGCUGGUGGUGCAGCAGGCGGGCAAGGCGGACGCCGGGGAGUACAGCUGCGAGGCCGGGGGCCAGAAGGUCUCCUUCCACCUGGACGUCACAGAGCCUGUGGUGGCGUUUGCCAAGGAGCAGUCAGUGCACACAGAGGUGCAGGCCAAGGCAGGAGCCCGCACCACGCUGAGCUGCGAGGUGGCCCAGGCCCAGACGGAGGUGACGUGGUACAAGGACGGCAAGAAGCUGAGUUCAAGCUCAAAAGUGCAUGUGGAGGCCACGGGCUGCACCCGGCAGCUGGUGGUGCAGCAGGCGGGCAAGGCGGAUGCCGGGGAGUACAGCUGCGAGGCCGGGGGCCAGAAGGUCUCCUUCCACCUGGACGUCACGGAGCCAGAGUUUGAGCCCCCGGCCCCAGAGAAACCCAGACGCAGGGAACUGCUGGUGGUCAGGGAACACGAGGACAUCGUCCUGACAGCCACUCUGGCCGCGCCCUCCGUGGCCACGGUGACCUGGUUCAAAGAUGGUGUGGAGAUUCGCCGCAGCAAGCGGCAUGAGAUGGCCAGCCUGGGGGACACCCACACCCUGACCAUGCGUGGGGCGCAGACCCUGGACAGUGCUGUCUACAGCUGCCGCGUGGGCGCAGAGGGGCAGGACUUCCCGGUGCAGGUGGAAGAGGUGGCUGCCAAGUUUUGCCGCCCCCUGGAGCCUGUGAGCGGGGAUCUGGGCGGCACGGCGACGCUCGUCUGUGAGCUGAGCCCCGAGCAGGCGGAGGUGGUGUGGCGCCGCGGAAGCACGCAACUCCGGGCCGGCAAACGCUUCCAGAUGGCGGCUGUGGGGCCGCGGCGCUCACUCACGGUGUCGGGCCUGCGGGCAGAGGAUGCAGGGGAGUACGUGUGUGAGAGCCGCGACGACCACACCAGCGCCACGCUCACCGUUAUCGUACCCCGCGUGGUCAAGUUCACGUCUGGGCUGAGCGCUGUGGUUGCGGAGGAGGGGGGCGAGGCCACUUUCCAGUGCGUGGUGACCCCCAGCGACGUGGCGGUCACAUGGUUCCGAGAUGGUGUCCAACUACAGUCCGGCGAGAAGUUUCUCAUAUCGCAGAAGGGUGCCAACCACAGCCUGACCAUCUUAAGCCUGGCCCUGGAGGAUGCCGGCCAAGUCACUGCGGAGGCUGAGGGCAUCAAGUCCACGGCCGCCCUCCGGGUCCGAGAGGCUCCGGUGUUGUUCAAAAAGAAGCUGGAGCCACAGACCGUGGAGGAGCGGAGCUCGGUGACCAUGGAGGUGGAGCUGACGAGGCCGUGGCCGGAGGUCAAGUGGACACGCAAUGCUGUAGCACUCGCGUCGGGCGAGAAAGUGGAGAUCCACGCCGAGGGCGCAAGUCACCGUCUGGUCCUCCACGGCGUGGGUUUUGCUGACCGUGGCUUCUACGGCUGCGAGACACCAGACGAUAAGACACAGGCCAAGCUGACUGUGGAAAUGCGCCAGGUCCAGCUCGUGCGGGGCCUGCAGGCCGUGGAGGCGCAGGAGCAGGGCACAGCCACCAUGGAAGUAGAGCUGUCCCACGCGGACGUGGAGGGCAGCUGGACUCGAAACGGUCUUCGGCUGCAGCCGGGACCCAACUGCCAGCUGGCGGUGCACGGCCCCACACACACCCUCACGCUGUCACGGCUGCAGCGGCAGGACGGUGGCUUGGUGGCCUUCAGGGCGGAGGGCGUGCACACCUCUGCUCAUCUGGUGGUCACUGAGCUGCCCGUGAAGUUCGUCCGCCCUCUGCAGGACGUGGUGGCCACAGAGAAGGAGAAGGUGGCCCUGGACUGUGAGCUCUCACGCCCCAACGUGGAUGUGCGCUGGUUGAAGGACAGUGUGGAGCUGCGGGCAAGCAAGACCAUGGGCAUGGUGGCCCAGGGGGCCUGCAGGAGUCUCGUCAUUUACCGAUGUGAGCUUGGAGACCAGGGCGUGUACGUGUGCGAUGCCCAUGAUGCUCAGAGCUCGGCCUCCCUGAAGGUGCAAGGCCGGAACGUCCAGAUCGUGAGGCCUCUGGAGGAUGUGGAAGUGGUGGAGAAAGAGGGCGCCACCUUCUCCUGUGAGGUCUCCCACGAUGAGGUGCCUGCGCAGUGGUUCUGGGAGGACAGUAAGCUCCGGCCCAGUGACAACGUGAGGAUCCGCCAGGAAGGAAGGACAUACAUUCUCAUCUAUCGGAGGGUCCUGGUGGAAGAUGCAGGGGAAAUCAAGUUUGUAGCGGGAAAUGCAGAAUCGCGAGCCCAGCUCCGAGUCAAAGAGUUGCCCGUGUCCAUCCUUCGCCCACUGCGGGAUAAGAUUGCGAUGGAGAAGCACCGCGGCGUGCUUGAAUGCCAGAUGUCCAGGGCCAGUGCCCAGGUGCGGUGGUUCAAGGGCGGCGUGGAGCUGCAUCCCGGGGCCAAGUACGAGAUGGUCAGCGACGGCCUCUACCGCAAGCUGGUCAUCAACACCGUCCAGCCCGAGGACGAGGACACCUACACGUGCGAUGCCGGCGACGUGAAGACCAGUGCACACUUCUUCGUAGAAGAGCAGUCCAUUGUGAUCGUGCGGGGCCUGCAGGAUGUGACGGUGAUGGAGCCGGCGCCUGCCUGGUUCGAGUGUGAAACCUCCAUCCCCUCGGUGCGGCCCCCCAAGUGGCUGCUGGGAAAGACGGUGCUGCAGGCGGGGGCUGACGUGGGGAUAGAGCAGGAGGGCACGGUGCACCGGCUGACUCUGCGGCGCACCUACUCCACCAUGACGGGACCGGUGUACUUCACCAUCGGCAAGUCACGCUCCACCGCCUCCUUGGUGGUCUCCGACAUUCCCGUGGUGCUCACACGGCCCCUGGAGCCCAAGGUGGGGCGGGAGAUGCAGUCCGUCAUCCUGUCCUGUGACUUCAAGCCUCCCCCCAAGGCUGUGCAGUGGUACAAGGAGGAGACACCCCUGGCACCGUCCAGCAAGUUCAAGAUGAGGCUGGAGGGCCACAUGGCAGAGCUGCGUGUCCUGCGGCUCACCCCUGAGGACGCCGGUGUCUACCGGUGCCAGGCUGGCAGUGCCCAGAGCAGCGCGGAGGUCACUGUGGAAGAACGGAAGGUGACGGUGACACAGCCGCUGGAGGACGUGGAGGUGCUGGAGGAGGGCCGUGCCUGCUUCUCCUGCGAGCUGUCCCACGAGGAUGAAGAAGUGGACUGGUUGCUCAAUGGGACGCCACUGUAUAACGACAGCUUCCACGAGAUCACCCACGAGGGCCGCCGCCACACGCUGGUGCUGAAGCGGGUCCGGCAGGCUGACAGGGGCACCGUGAGCAUCUCCUCCCCCAAGGUUGCAGCCUCCGCCCACCUGGCGGUCAGAGGGAAGCCGGUGGUGUUCCUGAAGGCAUUGGACGAUGUGUCUGCAGAGGAGCGGGGCACACUGACCUUGCAGUGUGAGGUGUCUGAUCAGCACGCCCACGUGGUGUGGCGUAAGGACGGCGUGGAGUUGGGCCCCAGUGACAAGUAUGACUUCCUGCACACGGCGGGCACGCGAGGCCUCGUGGUGCACGGCCUGACUCGGGAUGAUGCCGGCCUAUACACCUGCGACGUGGGCACUGAUGAGACCCGUGCUCGUGUCAGCGUGCAUGAGCUGCACGUGGGCAUCACCAAGAGGCUGAAGACGGUGGAGGUGCUGGAGGGCGAGAGCUGCAGCUUCGAGUGCAUCCUGUCCCAUGAGGACACUGGCGGUGUGGCUGAGUGGACAGUGAGCGGGAGAACAGUGGGCAGCUCUGGCCGCUUCUGUGCCACGCGCCAGGGCCGCAAGUACACUCUAGCUGUCCGAGAUGCCGUGCCAAGUGACGCUGGGGAGGUGGUCUUCUCUGUGCGGGGCCUCACCUCCAAGGCCUCACUCAUCGUCAAAGAGAGGUCAGUUGACAUUAUGAAGCCACUGGAAGACCAGCAGGCCACGCUGGGUGAGGAUGUGGUGCUGAGGUGUGAGCUGUCACGGGAAGGGACCCCAGUGCACUGGCUGAAGGAUGGGAAGGCCAUCCGCAAGAGUCAGAAGUACGACCUGCUCACCGAAGGCACUCGGGCCUCGCUGGUCAUCCAUGCAGUCUCACUCAAAGACUCAGGCAAAUACACAUGUGAGACGGAGUCUUCCAAAAGCACAGCCAGUCUCCAAGUGAAAGAAAAGGCAAACCGGUUCACGGAGCCGUUGGCUGACCUGCAUGUGGAGGAGAAGGGCACAGCCACAUUCACCUGCAAGACAGAGCACCCUGCUGGCUCGGUGACCUGGCGCAAGGGCCUCACGGAGCUGCGGGCCUCGGGGAAGCACGCGCCCAGCCAGGAGGGCCUGACCUUGCGGCUCACCAUCAGCGCCCUGGAGAAGGCAGACAGUGACACCUACACCUGCGACAUUGGCCAGGCCCAGUCCCAGGCUCGGCUGCUGGUGAAAGGCCAGAAAGUGCUCAUCACAGAGGACCUGGAGGAUGUGGAGGUGCAGGAGGGCUCCUCGGCCACCUUCUGCUGCCGCAUCUCCCCUGCCGACUACAGGCCUGUCCACUGGUUCUUGGACAAGACACCCCUGUCUGCCAAUGAACUCAAUGAGAUCGAGGCCCAGCCCGGUGGCUACCACGUGCUCACCCUGCGGCAGCUGGCGCUCAAGGACUCGGGCACGGUCCAUUUUGAGGCAGGCGACCAGCGAACCUCAGCUGCCUUGCAGGUCACAGAGAAGCCAAGUGCUUUCUCCCAGGGGCUCACGGAUGCCACAGUCACAGAGGGGGAGGAUCUCACCCUGGUCUGCGAGACUUCUGCCUCAGACAGCCCUGUGUGCUGGACCAAGGAUGGGAAGCCUCUGCGGCCAUCGGCCCGGUGCCAGCUGACCUAUGAGGGCCGCCGGGCCCAGCUGGUCAUCACUGAGACCACCCUGCAGGACAGCGGGCGCUACAAGUGUGAGACUGCGGGCGCCUGGAGCAGUUCCAUUGUCAGGGUCCAUGCUCGGCCAGUGCAGUUCCGAGAGGGUCUGAAGGAUGUGGAGGUGCUGGAGGGGGGUGCUGCCACCCUGCGCUGCGUGCUGUCAUCCGUGGUCAGGCCUGUGGAGUGGCGGCGUGGGGAUGAGCUUCUGCAGCCUGGAGGCAAGUACAGCUUGCGACAGGACGGGACCGUGCUGGAGCUGGUGGUCCGAGACCUGCGGCCUCAGGACAGCGGGCAGUACUUCUGCAGUUUUGGGGACCAGAUGACAUCGGCCAGGCUCACCGUAAAGGCUCUGCCUGCUGAGUUCAUAGGAAGACUGAGAAGCAAGGAGGUCGUGGAAGGGACCACGGCCACAUUCCGCUGUGAGCUCAGCAAGGAAGCUCCCGUGGAGUGGAGGAAGGGGCCCGAGACCCUCAGAGCCGGGGACAGAGUGAGCCUGAGGCAGGACGGGGCCGUGUGUGAGCUGGAGAUGCAUGACCUGACCGUGGAGGAUGCUGGAGAAUAUUCAUGUGUGUGCGGGCAGGAGAAGACCUCAGCCACGCUCACCGUAAGGGCUUUGCCUGCUGAGUUCACAAGAAGACUGAGAGGCAAGGAGGCCACAGAAGGGGCCACAGUCACCCUGCACUGUGAGCUGAGCAAGGCGGCCCCCGUGGAGUGGAGGAAGGGGUCUGAGACCCUCAGAGCCGGGGACCGAGUGAGCCUGAAGCAGGAGGGAGCUGUGUGUGAGCUGGAGAUCCAUGACCUUGUGGUGGAGGAUGCUGGGGAGUAUUUGUGUGUGUGUGGGCAGGAGAAAACCUCAGCCACCCUCACCAUCAGGGCCCUGCCUGCCAAGUUCACAAAAGGUCUGAAGAAGGAAGAGACCACAGAAGGGGCCACAGCCAAGCUGUGCUGUGAGCUGAGCAAGGCAGCCCCUGUGGAGUGGAGGAAGGGGCCCAAUAGCCUCAGAGCUGGAAACAGAGUGAGCCUGAGGCAGGAGGGAGCCGUGUGUGAGCUGGAGAUCCGUGAGCUGACCGUGGAGGAUGCUGGGGAGUACUUGUGCAUGUGCGGGCAGGAGAAAACCUCAGCCACGCUCACCGUCAGGGCCCUGCCUGCCAAGUUCACAAAGGGUCUGAGGAAGGAGGAGGCUGUGGAAGGGGCCACAGCCAAGCUGCACUGUGAGCUGAGCAAGGCGGCCCCCGUGGAGUGGAGGAAGGGGCCCAAGACCCUCAGAGCCGGGGACAGAGUGAGCCUGAGGCAGGAGGGAGCCGUGUGUGAGCUGGAGAUCUGUGACCUGAUCGUGGAGGAUGCUGGAGAAUACUCAUGUGUGUGUGGGCAGGAGAAGACCUCAGCCACGCUCACCGUCAGGGCCUUGCCUGCCAAGUUCAUAAAGGGUCUGAGGAAGGAAGAGGCCACAGAAGGGGCCACAGCCAAGCUGCACUGUGAGCUGAGCAAGGCGGGCCCUGUGGAGUGGAGGAAGGGGCCCGAGACCCUCAGAACUGGAGACAGACUGCGGGUGAAGCAGGAGGGAGCCGUGUGUGAGCUGGAGAUCCGUGAGCUGACCGUGGAGGAUGCUGGGGAGUACUCGUGCGUGUGCGGGCAGGAGAAAACCUCAGCCACACUCACCGUCAGGGCCCUGCCCACCAAGUUCACAAAGGGCCUGAAGAAGGAGGAGGCCACAGAAGGGACCACGGGCACACUGCGCUGUGAGCUGAGCAAGGCGGCCCCCGUGGAGUGGAGGAAGGGGCCUGAGACGCUCAGAGCCGGGAACAGAGUGAGCCUGAAGCAGGAGGGAGCCGUGUGUGAGCUGGAGAUCCGUGGCCUGACCGUGGAGGACACAGGGGAGUACUCCUGCGUGUGUGGGCAGGAGAAGACCUCAGCCACGCUCACCGUCAAGGCCCUGCCUGCCAAGUUCGUAAAGGGUCUGAGGAAGGAAGAGGCCCCGGAAGGGACCACAGCCAAGCUGCACUGUGAGCUGAGCAAGGCGGUCCCUGUGGAGUGGAAAAAGGGGUCUGAGAUCCUCAGAGCCAGGGACAGAGUGAGCCUGAGGCAGGAGGGAGCCGUGUGUGAGCUGGAGAUCCGUGACCUGACCGUGGAGGAUGCUGGGGAGUACUCGUGCGUGUGCGGGCAGGAGAAAACCUCAGCCACGCUCACCGUUAGGGCCCUGCCUGCCAAGUUCACAAAGGGUCUGAGGAAGGAGGAGGCUGUGGAAGGGGCCACAGCCAAGCUGCACUGUGAGCUGAGCAAGGCGGCCCCCGUGGAGUGGAGGAAGGGGCCCAAGACCCUCAGAGCCGGGGACAGAGUGAGCCUGAGGCAGGAGGGAGCCGUGUGUGAGCUGGAGAUCUGUGACCUGAUCGUGGAGGAUGCUGGAGAAUACUCAUGUGUGUGUGGGCAGGAGAAGACCUCAGCCACGCUCACCGUCAGGGCCUUGCCUGCCAAGUUCAUAAAGGGUCUGAGGAAGGAAGAGGCCACAGAAGGGGCCACAGCCAAGCUGCACUGUGAGCUGAGCAAGGCGGGCCCUGUGGAGUGGAGGAAGGGGCCCGAGACCCUCAGAACUGGAGACAGACUGCGGGUGAAGCAGGAGGGAGCCGUGUGUGAGCUGGAGAUCCGUGAGCUGACCGUGGAGGAUGCUGGGGAGUACUCGUGCGUGUGCGGGCAGGAGAAAACCUCAGCCACGCUCACCGUUAGGGCCCUGCCUGCCAAGUUCACAAAGGGUCUGAGGAAGGAGGAGGCCAUGGAAGGGGCCACAGCCAAGCUGCACUGUGAGCUGAGCAAGGCGGCCCCCGUGGAGUGGAGGAAGGGGCCCGAGACCCUCAGAACUGGAGACAGACUGCGAGUGAAGCAGGAGGGAGCCGUGUGUGAGCUGGAGUUCCGUGACCUGACCGUGGAGGAUGCUGGGGAGUACUUGUGCAUGUGCGGGCAGGAGAAAACCUCAGCCACACUCACCGUCAGGGCCCUGCCUGCCAAGUUCACAAAGGGUCUGAGAAAGGAGGAGGCCAUGGAAGGGGCCACAGUCAAGCUGCACUGUGAGCUGAGCAAGGCGGCCCCCGUGGAGUGGAGGAAGGGGCCCGAGACCCUCAGAACUGGAGACAGACUGUGGGUGAAGCAGGAGGGAGCCGUGUGUGAGCUGGAGAUCCGUGAGCUGACCGUGGAGGAUGCUGGGGAGUACUUGUGCAUGUGCGGGCAGGAGAAGACCUCAGCCACACUCACCGUCAGGGCCCUGCCUGCCAAGUUCACAAAGGGUCUGAGGAAGGAGGAGACCAUGGAAGGGGCCACAGCCAAGCUGCACUGUGAGCUGAGCAAGGCGGCCCCCGUGGAGUGGAGGAAGGGUCCUGAGACCCUCAGAGCCGGGGACAGAGUGAGCCUGAGGCAGGAGGGAGCCAUGUAUGAGCUGGAGAUCCGUGACCUAACCAUGGAGGAUGCUGGGGAGUACUCGUGCGUGUGCGGGCAGGAGAAAACCUCAGCCACGCUCACCGUCAGGGCCAUGCCUGCUCGGUUCAUCAAAGAACUGAAGACCAAGGAGGCCGCAGAAGGGGCCACAGCCACACUGCGCUGUGAGCUGAGCAAGGUGGCCCCUGUGGAGUGGAGGAAGGGGCCGGAGACCGUCAGAGCCAGAGACAGAGUGAUCCUGAGGCAGGAGGGAGCCGUGUGUGAGCUGGAGAUCCGUGACCUGACCGUGGAGGAUGCUGGAAAGUACUCAUGCGUGUGCGGGCAGGAGACGACCUCAGCCACGCUCACCGUCAGGGCCCUGCCUGCCAAGUUUGCAAAAGGUUUGGGAAAGGAAGAGGCCAUGGAAGGGGCCACAGCCAAGUUGCGCUGUGAGCUGAGCAAGGUGGCCCCCGUGGAGUGGAGGAAGGGGCCCGAGACCCUCAGAGCCGGGGACAGAGUGAGCCUGAGGCAGGAGGGAGCCGUGUGUGAGCUGGAGAUCCGUGAGCUGACCGUGGAGGAUGCUGGAGAAUAUUCAUGUGUGUGUGGGCAGGAGAAGACCUCAGCCACGCUCACCAUCAGGGCCCUGCCUGCCAAGUUCACAAAGGGUCUGAGGAAGGAGGAGGCCAUGGAAGGGGCCACAGCCAAGCUGCACUGUGAGCUGAGCAAGGCGGCCCCCGUGGAGUGGAGGAAGGGGCCCGAGACCCUCAGAACUGGAGACAGACUGCGGGUGAAGCAGGAGGGAGCCGUGUGUGAGCUGGAGAUCCGUGAGCUGACCGUGGAGGAUGCUGGGGAGUACUCGUGCGUGUGCAGGCAGGAGAAAACCUCAGCCACUCUCACUGUCAGGGCCCUGCCUACCAGGUUCAUAAAAGCUCUGAAGAAGGAAGAGGCCAUGGAAGGGGCCACAGCCAAGCUGCGCUGUGAGCUGAGCAAGGCGGCCCCCGUGGAGUGGAGGAAGGGGCCCGAGACCCUCAGAGCUGGGGACAGAGUGAGCCUGAGGCAGGAGGGGGCCGUGUGUGAGCUGGAGAUCCGUGAGCUGACCGUGGAGGAUGCUGGGGAGUACUCGUGCGUGUGCGGGCAGGAGACGACCUCAGCCACGCUCACCGUCAGGGCCCUGCCUGCCAAGUUCACGAAGGGUCUGAGGAAGGAGGAGGCCAUGGAAGGGGCCACAGCCAAGCUGCGCUGUGAGCUGAGCAAGGCAGCCCCCGUGGAGUGGAGGAAGGGGUCCGAGACCCUCAGAGCUGGAAAGAGACUGCGGGUGAAGCAGGAGGGAGCCGUGUGUGAGCUGGAGAUCCGUGACCUGACCGUGGAGGAUGCUGGGGAGUACUCAUGUGUGUGCGGGCAGGAGAAGACCUCAGCCAUGCUUGCCGUCAGGGCUUUACCAGCUGAGUUCAUAGGGAGGCUGAGAAGCAAGGAGGCCACAGAAGGGGCCACAGUCACCCUGCACUGUGAGCUGAGCAAGGCGGCCCCCGUGGAGUGGAGGAAGGGGACUGAGACCCUCCGAGCCGGGGACAGAGUGAGCCUGAGGCAGGACGGAGCCGAGUGUGAGCUGGAGAUCCGUGAGCUGGUUUUGACGGAUGCUGGGGAGUACUCGUGUGUGUGCGGGCAGGAGAGGACCUCGGCCUCGCUGACAGUCACGGCCCCACAGGUGGUGUUCCGGAAGCCGCUGCAGAGCCUGCAGGCUGAGGAGGGUGCCUCGGCCAGCCUGCAGUGUGAGCUCUCCGAGCCCGGGGCCGCCGUCGUCUGGAGCAAGGGUGGCCUGGAGGUGCAGGCUGAUGAGCGCCGGGAGCUGCGGCAGCAGGGCCGCGUGGCGGAGCUGGUGCUGAGGGGCUUGCGCCGGGAGGACACGGGCGAGUACACCUGCAGCUGCGGCUCCCAGGCCACCAGCGCCACCCUGUCCGUCACAGCUGCGCCCGUGAGGUUCCUGCGAGAGCUGCAGGCCCAGGAGGUAGACGAGGGCGCGACGGCACGCCUGCGCUGCGAGCUGAGCCGGGCGGGCAGCAGCGUGGAGUGGCGCAAGGGCUCCCUGCAGCUCUUCCCAUGUGCCAAGUACCAGAUGGUGCUGGAGGGCACAGCCGCUGAGCUGCUGCUGCACGGCGCCGAGCCGGAGGAUGCUGGCCUCUACACCUGUGACACAGGCCACGCGCAGAGCACCGCCUACCUCUCUGUGCGGGCCCCCAGGCCCGUGUUUAAGACGGAGCUGCAGAGUGCGGAGCAGGAGGCGGGCGGCGUGGCCCGGCUGUGCUGCCAGCUGAGUGAUGCGGAGGCUGGGGCCCCUGUGCUGUGGCUCAAGGAGGGGGUGGAGCUGCAUGUGAGCCCCAAGUAUGAGAUGCGGCGCCAGGGGGCCACGUGUGAGCUGCUGAUCCAUGGGCUUGAGGCCAAGGACGUGGGCGAGUACAGCUGCGUGGCGGGCAGCCAGAAAACCUUGGCCUUCCUCAAAGUCAAAGAGCCCGAGGUGACCAUCGUGCGGGGCCUGGCUGACACCGAGGUGCAGGCUGAUGGAGAAGCAGAGUUCAGCUGCGAGGUGUCACGGGCUGGCGUGGAUGUGGAGUGGCGCCUCCAGGGCCUGCCGCUGCAGAGCAACGAGGUGACCGAGGUCGCGGUCCAGGGUGGCCGCACCCACACACUGCGGCUGAAGAGCGUGACCCCGGAGGACGCUGGCACUGUCUCCUUCCACGCGGGCGGCCACACGUCCUCUGCCCAACUCACCGUCCGAGUUCCUGAGGUGACCAUCCUGGAGCCCCUGCAGGACGCUGAGCUCAGCGAGGGCCAGGACGCUCACUUCCGGUGCCGCCUGUCGAGGGCUUUGGGCCAGGAGGCCCACUGGGCCCUGGGAGGGGUGCCCCUGCAGGCCAACGAGAUGAACGACAUCACGGUGGAGCACGGCACACUCCACUCGCUCACCCUGCACAAGGUGACCCUUGAGGAUGCUGGAACCAUCAGUUUCCAAGUGGGCUCGUGUCGCUCGGAGGCCCAGCUGAAGGUCACAGAGGCAGCGCCGUGCCUGGUACGUGGCUUACAGAAUGUGGACGUCUUUGCGGGGGAGGUGGCCACGUUCUCCUGCGAGGUGUCCCGUGUGGGUGGGCCGGAGGCCCACUGGUGGCUGGAUGGGACCCUGCUGCAGGACGGCCCCCAGAGUGCCAUCUCCGUGCGUGAUGGGACUGUCCACUCCCUCACGCUCUCAGGCCUGGGGGUGGCUGACUCAGGCACCGUCACCUACCGAGCAGGGCCCCUGGUCUCCAGGGCCAAGUUGUUGGUCAAAGAUCCCACAGUGGAAGUGGUCAGUGCCAUGCGGGACUUGGCAGUGCAGGAGGGCGGCCCGGCCGAGCUCCUCUGCCAGUACUCACGGCCCGUGCAGGCCACGUGGAAGAUGGACGAGCAGGAGGUGUGUGCGGACGGGCACCGCGUCGUCAUAGAGCAGGACUGGACCGUGGCCCGGCUGUCCUUCAGGCCGGCCUUGCCCUGUGACAGCGGCAUCUAUUCUUGCGAGGCCGCGGGCACCCGUGUGGUGGCCCUGCUGCAAGUGCAAGCCAAGAACACGGUGGUGAGGGGCCUGGAGAACGUGGAGGCGCCCGAGGGCGGCGAGGCGCUCUUCGAGUGCGUCCUGUCCCAGCCGGAGGUGGCCGCCCACACCUGGCUCCUGGAUGAUGAGCCCGUGCGCACCUCGGAGAACGCCGAGGUGGUCUACUUCGAGAAUGGCCUGCGGCACCUGCUGCUGCUCAAAAACCUGCGGCCGCAGGACAGCUGCCGCGUGACCUUCCUGGUGGGGGACAUGGUGACGUCUGCCUUCCUCACCGUCAGAGGCUGGCGCCUGGAGGUCUUGGAGGCGCCCCAGGAUGUGACCGUGCGCGCCGGGGGGCAGGCCAGCUUCAGCUGCACCCUUAGCGAGACGGUGCCCGUGGGCGAGGUGACCUGGUACAUAAAUGGAGCCUCCGUGCAGCCCGAUGACACAGACUGGACCGUGACCGCCGACGGCAGCCACCACGCCCUGCUGCUGCGCCGGGCCCAGCCGCACCACGCCGGCGAGGUCACCUUUGCUGCUCGCGACGCUGUUGUCUCCGCGAGGCUCACUGUGCUGGGCCUCCCCGACCCCCCAGAGGACGCAGAGGUGGUGGGGCGCAGCGGCAGCUCCGUGACGCUGUCCUGGGUGGCCCCCGCGAGCGACGGCGGAGGGGGUCUCCGUGGCUACCGGGUGGAGAUGAAGGCGGCAGCCACGGGGGAGUGGCGGCUGUGCCACGACCUGGUGCCCGGGCCCGAGUGUGUGGUGGCCGGCCUGGCCCCCGGGGAGACCUACCGCUUCCGCGUGGCUGCAGUGGGCCCGGCGGGCGCUGGGGAGCCCGUGUACCUGCCCCAGACGGUGAAGCUUGCAGAGCCCCUGGAACCCAGGCCUGCAGCCCCCGCCCCCGAGAGCCAGCAGGUGGUGGCCGGGGAGGACUUGUGUCUGGAGUGCGAAGUGGCCGAGGCGGGUGAGGUCGUCUGGCUGAAGGGAACAGAGCGCAUCCAGCCGAGCGGGCGCGUCCAGGUCCUCUGCCAGGGUCAGCGGCAGAUGCUGUUGAUCCGGGGCUUCUCCGCGGAGGACCAGGGCGAGUACCGCUGUGCCCCUGCACGGGAGUCAGCCUCUGGGUCAGCUGCUGCUUUCCAGGUGGUGCUGACCCCAGAGUCUGGGGAGGAGGCCCCCGCUCAGCCCAGCCUGCCCCCCGAAGCUGCCCAGGAGGGCGACCUGCACCUGCUGUGGGAGGCGCUGGCCCGGAAGCGCCGCAUGAGCCGCGAGCCCACGCUGGACUCCAUCAGCGAGCUGCCCGAGGAGGACGGCCGCCCGCCGGGCCCGCGGCCGGAGGUCGAGGAGGCCGCGCCUGACCUCUCAGAGGAGUACUCCACGGCCGAUGAGCUGGCGCGCACCGGCGAGGCUGACCUCUCUCACACCAGCUCUGACGACGAGUCCCGAGCAGGCACGCCUUCGCUGGUUACCUACCUCAAGAAGGCCGGGAGGCCCAGUGCCUCGCCACUGGCCAGCAAGGUUGGGGCCCCAGCAGCCCCCUCCGGGAAGCCACAGGAGAAGCAGCAGGAGAAGCCACCUGCAGUACACCCACCGCCAGGAGACCUGAGCGCUGGGGACCUGGGCGACCCGACCUUGGACCAGGCUGCCGUGAAGAUCCAGGCGGCCUUCAAGGGUUACAAGGUCCGGAAGGAGAUACAGCAGCAGGAGGCGCCCGUGCUCCGCUGCACAUUUGGGGACACCGUGGCCCAGGUGGGAGACGUCCUGCAUCUGGAGUGUGUCGUGUCCAGCAAGACCGAUGUGCGCGCCCGCUGGCUGAAGGAUGGCGUGGAGCUAACGGACAGCCGGCACCACCACAUCGACCAGCUUGCGGACGGCACCUGUUCUCUGCUGGUCACCAGCCUGGGCCGGGCCGACGCCGGCCGUUACACCUGUCAGGUGAGCAACAAGUUUGGCCACGUGGCCCACAGCGCCAGCGUGGCGGUCAGCGGCACGGAGAGUGAGAACGAGAGCUCCUCCGGGGGCGAGCUGGAUGACACCUUCCGCCGGGCCGCCCGGCGGCUGCACCGCCUCUUCCGCACUAAGGGCCCAGCGGAGGUCUCGGACGAGGAGAUCUUCUUCAGCGCUGACGAGGGCAAGGCAGAGCCUGAGGAGCCCGGGGACUGGCAGACAUACCGGGAAGAUGAGCACUCCAUCUGCAUCUGCUUUGAGACGCUGGCGGAGGCCCGCCGGGCAGCCAGCCGCUUCCAGGAGAUGUUUGGCGUGUUGGGCAUCCGCGUGGACAUCAGCCUGUCUGAGCAGGGACCGCGCAGGGUGGAGAUGCGCAUCGGGAAGGUGGCACCCGCCCCUUCAGCCCCGCUGGAGCCAGCGCUGACGGCAGAGGCUGCCCCGGUGUUCCUGACCGAGCUACAGAAUCAGGAGGUGCUGGAUGGGUACCCUGUGAGCUUUGACUGUGUGGUGACAGGCCAGCCUGUGCCCACCGUGCGCUGGUUCAAGGAUGGGAGGAUGCUGGAGGAGGAUGACCACUAUAUGAUCAGUGAGGACCAACAGGGUGGCCACCAGCUCAUCAUCACGGCUGUGGUGCCAGCAGACAUGGGCGUCUACCGCUGCCUGGCUGAGAACAGCGUGGGUGUGUCCUCUACAAAGGCAGAGCUCCGAGUGGACCUGACCAGCACCGACUAUGAGACUGCUGCGGACGCCACAGAGACCUCAUCCUACUUCAGCGCCCAGGGCUACCUGUCCAGCCGGGAGCAGGAGGGCACAGAGUCCACCUCAGAGGAGGGGCAGCUGCCCCAGGUCGUGGAGGAGUUGAAAGACCUGCAGGUGGCCCCUGGCACGCGGCUGGCCAAGUUCCAGCUCAAGGUGAAAGGCUACCCCACACCCCGACUCUACUGGUUCAAAGACGGGCAGCCCCUGACUGCAUCCGCGCACAUACGUAUGUCGGACAGGAAGAUGCUGCACACCCUGGAGGUUGUCUCGGUCACCGGCGAGGAUGCCGGCCAGUACUCAGCGUACAUCAGCAACGCCGUGGGUGCUGCUUACUCGUCUGCUCGGCUCCUGGUCCGAGGCCCCAAUGAACCAGAAGAGAAGCCAGCAUUAGAUGCACAGCAGCAGCUGGUGCCACCCCGGUUCCUGGAGAAAUUCUCCUCCAAGAAGGUGAAAAAGGGUUCCAGCAUCACUUUCUCCGUGAAGGUGGAAGGAAGCCCACCGCCGGCUGUGCACUGGUUGCGGGAGGAAGCGGAGCAGGGUGUGCUGUGGAUCGGCCGCCACACGCCGGGCUACACGGUGGCCAGCUCUGCCCAGCAGCACAGCCUGGUCCUGCUGGACGUGGGCCGACAGCACCAGGGCACCUACACCUGCAUCGCCUCCAACGCUGCCGGCCAGGCCCUCUGCUCCGCAGGCUUGCACGUCUCUGGCCUGCCUAAGGAGGCGGGGGCCACGGAGGAGCAGCCCGAGGUGAAGGAGGCCCUCAUCUCCACCUUCCUGCAGGGGACCCAAGCUGUUGCUGCACAGAUGUCAGAACCUGCAGCUUUUACGGACCUUUCUGGGCAGAAGAGAGAGCUCCUGGCAGCAGAGGCCCGUGGCCAUCUGUCCUUGGCCGAGGUGGGCACGGAGGAGUUCCUGAAGAAGCUCACUUCGCAGAUCACAGAGAUGGUGUCGGCCAAGAUCACACAGGCGAAGCUGCAGGUGCCUGGAGUUGACAGUGACGAGGAGUCAAAGACGCCGUCCGCGUCCCCCCGGCAUGGCCGUUCACGCCCCUCUUCCAGCGUCCAGGAGUCGUCCUCAGAGUCCGAGGACGGGGACUCCCGGGGAGAGAUCUUUGACAUCUAUGUGGUCACAGCUGACUACCUGCCCCUGGGGGCUGAGCAGGAUGCCAUCUUGCUGCGGGAGGGCCAGUACGUGGAGGUCCUGGACUCUGCCCACCCCCUGCGCUGGCUCGUGCGCACCAAACCCACCAAAAACAGCCCCUCUCGGCAGGGCUGGGUGUCCCCUGCCUACCUGGACAGGCGGCUCAAGCUGUCUCCCGAGUGGGGGCCAGCCGAGGCCCCUGAGUUCCCCGGGGAGGCUUUGUCAGAGGACGAGUACAAGACGAGGCUGAGUGCCAUCAUCCGGGAUCUGCUGAGCUCAGAGCAGUCCUUCGUGGGCGCGCUGCAGUUCCUGCAGAGCCACCACAUGCAGUACCUGGACCGCUGCCCCCACGUGCCCGCAGCCGUGGCCAGCCAGAAGGCGGUCAUCUUCCGAAACGUGCAGGACAUCGGCCACUUCCACAGCAGCUUCUUACAGGAGUUGCGUAGCUGCGACACAGAUGACGACGUGGCCAUGUGCUUCAUCAAGAACCAGGCAGCCUUCGAGAAGUAUCUGGAGUUCCUGGUGGGCCGAGUGCAGGCGGAGUCGGUGAUGGUCAGCACAGCUGUGCAGGAGUUCUACAAGAAAUACACCGAGGAGGUGCUGUCAGCCGCGGACCCCUCGCAGCCACCGCCCCCACCGCUGCAGCACUUCCUGGAGCAGCCGGUAGAGCGGGUCCAGCAGUACCAGGCCCUGCUCAAGGAGCUGAUCCGCAACAAGGCGCGGAACGGCCAGAACUGCGCGCUGCUCGAGCAAGCCUACGCGGUGGUGUCGGCCCUGCCGCAGCGAGCGGAGAACCAGCUGCACGUGUCGCUCAUGGAGAACUACCCCGGCACCCUGGAGGCCCUGGGCGAGCCCAUCCGCCAGGGCCACUUCAUCGUGUGGGAGGGGGCGCCGGGCGCGCGGAUGCCCUGGAAGGGCCACCAUCGGCACGUCUUCCUGUUCCGCCACCACCUGGUGGUCUGCAAGCCCCGGCGGGACUCGCGCACCGACACCUUCAGCUACGUCUUCCGGAACAUGAUGAAGCUGAGCAGCAUCGACCUGAACGACCAGGUGGAGGGCGAUGACCGAGCCUUUGAGAUCUGGCACGAGCGGGAGGAUUCCGUGCGCAAGUACCUGCUGCAGGCACGGACGGUCAUCACCAAGAACUCCUGGGUGAAGGAGAUCUGUGGCAUCCAGCAGCGCCUGUCCUUGCCCAUCUGGCGCCCCCCCGAUUUUGAAGAAGAACUGGCUGACUGCACAGCUGAGCUGGGCGAGACAGUCAAGCUGGCCUGCCGUGUGACAGGCACACCCAAGCCCAUUGUCAGCUGGUACAAAGAUGGGAAGCCAGUGGAGGUGGACCCUCACCACAUCCUCAUUGAAGACCCCGACGGCUCGUGCGCACUCAUCCUGGACAACCUGACUGGUGCUGACUCCGGCCAGUACAUGUGCUUUGCAGCCAGCGCUGCUGGCAAUGCUAGCACGCUGGGCAAAGUCCUGGUGCAAGUCCCGCCUCGGUUUGUGAACAAGGUCCGGGCAGUGCCCUUUGUGGAUGGAGAAGAUGCCCAGAUCACCUGCACCAUCGAAGGUGCCCCAUAUCCUCAGAUCAGGUGGUACAAGGAUGGUGCCCUGCUGACCCCUGGGGGCAAAUACCAGACCCUGAGUGAGCCCCGCAGCGGCCUGCUGGUGCUGGAGAUCCGGGCGGCAGGCACGGAGGACCUGGGCGUCUAUGAGUGUGAGUUGGUGAACCGGCUGGGCUCCAAACGGAGCCGUGCGGAGCUGCUCAUGCAGAGCCCCAUGCUGCAGGCCCGGGAACAGCACCGCGUGGAGCGGCUCGCGGCCGUGGAAGUCACUGAGCAGGAGACUAAGGUCCCCAAGAAAACCGUCAUCAUAGAGGAGACCAUUACCACUGUGGUGAAGAGCCCCCGUGGCCGACGCCAGUCCCCCAGCAAGUCUCCCUCCCGCUACGGUCACCCCGCCAGCCUGCCCAGGCCAGGCCCGCUGGCUCCUGAGCUGCCGCCCUCGCCAGAGGCCAGCAGACCCUCCAGGCCCGAGGCAGAGCCAGGCCGGCGGCCCGCUGUGCCCACUCUGUUCGUGACGGAGCCUGAGACCCACACGGCAGGCCUGCAGGGGGGCACCAGGCCCCAGCCCAAAUGGGUGGAGGUUGAGGAGACCAUUGAAGUCCGGGUGAAGAAGGCUGGCUCAAAGGGUGCGUCUCUGGCCAGAGAGACGCCUGGCAGCUCUGAGGAGCUUCGCUUCACGCUGCCUGGAAGGGUGUCUGGAGGAGACCCAAAUACAAACAACUCCAACAACAAGCUGCUGACCCAGGGGCCCCCGGCCACGGUCACUGCUGGAGAACCCCUAAUCUUCUGCGUGGAAACGGGGCCAGAGAGCCCUGAGCCGUCCCCUCCCUGGGGUGAUGAAGAGGAAGCCCCCCUGGAGGAGGAGAGAGAUGCCUCCCAGGGGGAGGAGCCUCUGGGUACUGAUGGUCUGCAGGGCCGUGACCCCAAGAUCCUCAUGCACCAUGGCCGUGCCCUCACCCUGGCCGACCUGGAGGAUUACGUGCCCCAGGAAGGGGAGACCUUCGGCUGCAGUGGCCCCAGGCCGAGUGCUGCUGAUGACCCGCCCUGCGAAAUCUCGGUGCUGCAGAGAGAGAUCAGCGAGCCCACCGUGGGGCAGCCCGUCCUGCUGAGUGUGGGGCGCCCCCCAGACUCCCGGGCCCCCCCUGGCUGCUUUGGCCGCGUGCCCAGGCCCCGGGAGGCGUUUCCAUCGGGGCCGCAGGGCCGGGGCCCCACGGGCGUCUCCUUCUGCUUUCGGGAGGCCCGGGCUGGAGGCACCGCAACCCAGAAGCCUUCCUUCUGCACUCAGGUUCAGCGCUCUGCGGACAGCGGCCAGAGCAGCUUCAAAACCGAGGUUUCAACCCAGACGGUCAGCUUUGGGACCGUGGGGGAGACUGUCACCCUACACAUUCGCCCAGACCGGGACAUGGACCCCAGCCCCUCCCAGGGCUGAGGCCAAGACCCGCAGGGACGGGGUGGCUGGGGCUGAGAUGAGAGACUCUUGGACCUGGGAUCCCGCUGACAAAGCUGCCCUGCUUGCACAGGGUGGCAGGAAGAGGAAAGCGGCGUUGGGACCUGCCCGGCACCAGCAUCAACUCACCUCACAGCCGCCUUGGGUUUCCAAUCAGGAGAGAGUCCCAAAGCUGGCAUGCCUCAGACACGGGUGCUCUGACCUCCCCUGGCUGUCCACCAACUCAGGACUUCAGCCUGCCCUCCCCUUCCAAACCAGGCGAUUCCUACCUCACAGGACUUGGUUGUCACCUGAGGACGGUGCACGCAUCCGUGAUCUCAGAGGCUCCUUAAGCUGCUCUGAGAGCAUGGACCGGACUGACUUGCAGGCUGCCGCUCUGGGCUCAGGGCUGCAGACACAGGGAAGGCGCUCGGGCAUCCUUCCUGCUCUGUUCACCAGGCAGGGGCCACAUGGGCCCUGCGUGUGCCAGCUUAGGCUGCAGUCCCAGUGUCCAGGCCUGGUCCAGCCCUGGCUCUCACCCAGGCUGUGGGUCCCCUCAAACCCCAUCUAACCUGGAUACCUUUCUUGGCCUCCAGGAGGCCUGUGUGGGGCCCAGCUCUACAGGCCCUCCUGGGCCUUCUCAGCAGGGUGGACCAGGGUCUGUGCAUGGGAAGCAGUCCCAUCAGUCAACCCUGAUGAUGCUAAUAAACCGGUUCCUUGCAUUGCC
Messenger RNA from Cervus elaphus (red deer), 25702 nucleotides. RefSeq names its product obscurin, cytoskeletal calmodulin and titin-interacting RhoGEF (gene OBSCN). Gene Ontology annotation, molecular function: protein binding; guanyl-nucleotide exchange factor activity. NCBI's taxonomy places the organism in Eukaryota, Metazoa, Chordata, Mammalia, Artiodactyla, Cervidae. The record is from RefSeq and is a predicted model, not a curated record. The transcript has 100 exons. Bases 175 to 24978 code for a protein of 8267 amino acids.